AUGUCAAAAGAAGCAAGAGCAGCAGCAGCAGCAGACUUCCCGCAGCAGCUGCAGCAGCUGCACCUCGGCUUCCAGCAGCUGCAGGUGCCCCCGCCGCCGCCGACUUUUCAGCUGCAGACAAAACACAUGCAGAGGCACGCAGCAAAAGCCCUUAGAGUGCAUGCACUGCAGCAGCAGCAGCAGCAGCAGCAGCGGCAGCAAGAAGUGGUGUCGCCGCGAGCAGUAAGGGAUGAGGACUCCGCAGCAGUGCCUGCGGUCUCACCGACCAGCCGCAGCAGCAGCGGCCGGAUCAGCAGCGGCAGCACGAGCAGCAUCAGCAGCAGCAACAGCAGCAGCAGCAGCAGCAGCAGGUGCUGCAGCAGCUUUGCUGCUUUGCGCAGCUACUUCAACUUCUACCUCCUCAGCGGCGUGCGGCGGCCAGAGGCCUCUGAGCUGCUGGGCUAUGCCUUGGCUCGCGAGCUGCAGGGCUGGGAGAGCUUGCUGCCGAGCAGCACGCUGCUGCUGCUGCAGCAGCAGCGGCAGCAACAGCAGCAGCAGCAGCUGCUGUGCUGCUGCAGGGCGCGGGGCGGCGGCUGUCUCGCUUUGCAUGCAAAGUGA
Eimeria tenella is the source of this 597-nucleotide messenger RNA. RefSeq lists its product as uncharacterized. The coding region runs from base 1 to 597 and encodes 198 amino acids. The transcript is spliced from 3 exons. Lineage: Eukaryota; Apicomplexa; Conoidasida; Eucoccidiorida; Eimeriidae. The record is from RefSeq and is a predicted model, not a curated record.